Molecule: messenger RNA, 4305 nt
Organism: Anthostomella pinea
Lineage: Eukaryota; Fungi; Ascomycota; Sordariomycetes; Xylariales; Xylariaceae
Source: the annotation of a GenBank genome assembly
AUGCCUAACCCGGAGAGGCAGGGCGGCUGGGGCUCUGGAGGAGCCGCCACCGCUACUAUCGCUUCCACCAACCCAUUCAACACGCCAAUGUCUACACAAGUCGUCAACCCGUUCGCGAAGCCCAUGGGCAACCCAUUCCAGGGCAACCAGACCGUGCAGGCAGUUGCUCACAACCCCUUCGGAUCGAAAUCUACCACUCCAAAUCCAUUCUUAGCAGCGACGUCUUCGGCACAGAAACGAUCCGCUUCGCCAUCGUUUGGUCAACCGCAGAACGCUGCCCCGAAGCCGAACAACCCAUUUGGUGGCCGAAAGCCGACACCGGAUACGGAAUAUCCCAAGCCAAGUUCCUACCCGGCAAACCCAUCCACAUUCGGCAAUGCAUCACAGUCCAAUGGAACAAGAAAGCAUGCAGACUUCGUUCAGCCUGCAUGGCCUAAGCGGGGAAAUGGGACAGCUUCAGCAACGAAACCGGCUGCUCUAAAGGCGCAAACUAAUGGGAAGAGGAAGGGCGAAUCGGAUUUCCAAGGGAGGUCGAAAUCUUCUAGGAGCUCGCCGGACUCAGCGGUUGUACCCGCACGACCAAGUUCUGGGAACCGCCCGUCUCGAGGCGAAAAUCGCAAUGCGAAAGACUCGUCCAGCCAUGGUAGGCGCGCCCCUGCUAUAGAAGCGCAGAUCCAGCAACAGUUCGCCAAGGAGGGUAUAAAGCCUCCACCAUGGCCCACGAAUCCUGGAAGUGUCUCACAACGUCCUGCCAUGGAAGCAUUCCGAGAGUCAUACAAGGCAUUCAAUGAGAAGGCCAGGAAUUCGUUGAUCCGCGCAGGGCUUAUCGACGACCCGGACAAGAGACGCACGCUGGACGAGGCGCUUGAUUUCAGGGGUAUUGCGGAGGAUAUGUGCCCAGAAUGGGAGAAGAUCACUCGAAUCACCGAGUACGAUAUUCGGAAACCAGAGAAAGAGGUAGACUAUGCGGGCGACCUCGUGGCUAAACCUUCCAUUAUGGUCAAACGCCUUGCUCGAUCCGCUGCUGGCCAGGACGCGCCACUGCCCAUGGACGUUCGGUCUUUCGCUUGCUUACGGCGAACCCUGGAUUACCUGAUCGAUGACCUUAUCCCCUCAGACGACCUGUUGCAGCUGAGACACAACUUCCUAUGGGACCGGACACGAGCAAUCCGGAUCGACCUUUCUGUCCAGAAGUACAAUAUGACGGCAGACGAGAGGAAUGAUCUGAUCUAUUGCCUUGAGACCAUUGCACGGUUUCACGUAAUAUCACUCCAUCUUAUGUCGCAGGAAGGCUUUGCUCCGGAAGACUUCUCUGAGCAACAGGAGGUUGAACAGCUGGGCAAGACCUUGAUGUCCUUGAAGGAACUCUACGACGAUUGUGUACAGCAAGGAAUCGAGUGCGAGAACGAAGCCGAAUUUCGCGGGUAUUAUCUGAUCUUUAACGCACACAAUCCUGCAAUGAAGGAAGUUGUGGGAGGAUGGGGAACUCGUCUCUGGAACCAGGAUGGGAUCAGAACUGCCACCUGCUUAGUGGAGUCCAUCGAGAACACUUCGAGGCUGCAUGGUCCUCUGAAUCCCCAUGCGCCUACAGAGCUCGCUCUUAACAUGGCGUCGAUGUUCUUUUCGAUCAUUGCCAGCCCUCAAAUAUCCUACACAAUGGCCUGCUUUGCCGAGAUACACUUCAACCGUGUCCGCAAGUCGAUGCUGCAGAUCAUUCGAAAAGCGUACUCGAGACCGAGGGAUGGACCAAAGGAUAUUACGCCAGCCUUCCUCAAGGAGCGACUCCGAUUUGAUACCGAGCAUGAGGCCCUUGAUUUUGCUCAACAACAUGGUUUCGAGUUCAGUGAGCAAGGAGGCCAGAAGUACCUCGUUGUUAACUCACGUCAAGGAUUCAACGAUGCACGGGUGCGACACGCCUUCUCUCGGAACAUCGUUGAGCGUAAACGCUCUGACCGCCCACUCCCCGACGUUAUACAUGCAACCGUAUACGAGAAGGUGCAGACUGAAUCAUCAAUCCUCAACCCCGAAGAUAGCUUGUUUGUUAGCGAUUCGGGUGAUGCAUCUUUGGACACCACCAACGGUCAAGCAUUCGAAAGCGAGGUCGAUAAUGCUGAUGCGGCACCGCCUUCCAGCCCUCCAGUUACGACGGAUGCUCUGCCGUCACCAUUUAGGAAACCUACCGUCGAGCAGUCAGCAGUACCGGCAGCUCCGCAGCAAUCUGCCACUUCGAUCUUCUUACGGGCUAGUAACCCAGCAGGGCCUCCGACUGCUGGCUUGUUCCCUUCCACCUCCAGUACUCCAGCGACAACUAUCGCGAGCAAGCCCGUGGGUGGGAUUUCCAGCUUGUCUCAGCCAUGGCCUACAAAGUCGCAAAUGGGCACAGGGGAUCAUGACAAUACCCAAGGACCUCCAGAGAGCCCAGUUGCACACACUUCAGUAGCAAGCACCAAGAAGAAGGUUACUUUCAGCGAAACUGGCUCUAUUGCACCCGGGACAACAGCCAACAGCACAACGAGUUUGUUUGGUUUCUUGAACGACAAAGACAGAAGUAAGGAUCCAACGAUACCCACGAAUCCUUCACCUGCGAGCAUUUUCUCAGGAUUUCCAUCCAAACAAGAGAUAUCGAAUAACAGUGCCCAAUCUACGACACUACUGGCUUGUGAGACAAGUUCAGCACCUGGGCUUGGAUCGCCAAGUAUAGCAACCUCUUCGAAUACCACAACGCAGCCCAGGGCCAUGACCAGUACCUCCAGCCCGUCUUUGUUUCCGACCCUGCAAGCUCCGGAUGCCUCCGGCGCGAAUCAGGUAUCAUCUUAUGCUCAAAUUUCCGCCACGUUGCCUCCAAAUUCUAGCUCAGUCAUAUCAUCUGCAGCUACCGCCGCAGGAGUGGCGUCAGAAACAUACAACAGUUUAUUCGGGGGACCUCCCCAAGCGACCCCAACCACACCAUCCGUCCCCCUGACCAACUCCGCACCCAAGGUCUCUACUCCAUCAGUACCGAAGCCAGAUCGUAUGGCAAACUUCACCAAGUGGUACGUGUGUGGUGACAAGGGUCUGUUGGAGGAACAGCUCCAACCGUUUGCUGUUGAACAAGUACUCAAGAAAAUCUGGGACGACUUCCAGGUUUCUGAAGAGGAACGACGUCGAAAAGAGGAAGACGACAAAUCGUGGGCUGAAGCGCGCAGGUUCCGGACUUACAGUCUCGGAGUCACGUACUUUUACCGCUGGCGUGAUACUUGUCGCAGUCGCCGAGUUGUCAAACGCAUCCAGAUGGAGAAGGAGAAGGCUCGACAGUGGAGGUUGCCCGAGAAUGUAGCAGAACGCGAAGCAGAACGCGAGCGAGCUGCUAAGGCCAAGAAGGAAAAGACGAUCGAGGGGGCCAAAGAGUUGAUGAGAAGGAGAACCAAAGGGAAUGUGGAGGAAACUGCCCGACUAAGGAGUUCAACUCGAUCAGGAGGGGAAUCUCGAGACCGAAGCGUCGAGGAGGCUUUACUUGCCUCUGGCGUCUUGAAGGGCGUACGGAACGAAAGGGCAGCCGCUCGUCAUGCUGCUCGGGACGAUAACAUCGAUUCUGAAAAUGACGUGCCUACAUCAGAGAAGAUACGACUACACUCUGAGAACCAACGCCGGCGCAAACGUGGGCUGCCUCCCCUCAAGCGAUUUCCGGAACCCAAAACCUACAAGGAAGGCUCAAAGACUGCUAAGCUCAAGGCGAUUUCCAAUGGUACUGGGAGAGACUCGAUGUCGGUCUCCACCGGUAGUCUACGUGACUCCACGUUCAGCUCAAGUUAUCGUUCGAGUCUAGGGUUCAAUAACGGUCGCGUGGCGAAGUCGCGAUCCAAGGUUACCGACCCGUACUGGCGCAUGAAGGCCAAUGGCCUAGUGCAGAUGCCCAAUGGAGAAUACCUUCACGAAUCACUUGCGCUGCCCAUGUUGCAAGAGGGGAAGCGAUUCCCAGGACUAGGAGAUUAUGGUUUACCUCCUGAAGCGUCGGCUACAUCUAGUCAGUCGCCCAGGGGAAGUCCAGAUAUCAUUCCGUACACUACUCCCUCGGCCGUAGACGGCGCACGGCGUAGCAGAGUCAGCAGAUCACCCUCGAUCUUUGAGGGUGCUGCUCAGAAACGGAAACGCGGCCGGGCCGAGGAUGAGGACCUGGCUGUAUUUCAAAGCGAGGGUCCUACCACCAGAAAGCGAGCUCGCAGUGGCGACGCAAAUAUGGAGUCGAAGACAGGCGAUGAUGACUUCUUGGCCAGUAUUGCCGAAUUGAUGAAGCAGGUGGAUGGCGCUACGAAGACAACGUCAUAG